Linderina pennispora is the source of this 1241-nucleotide messenger RNA. Its product is annotated as S-adenosyl-L-methionine-dependent methyltransferase. Gene Ontology annotation, molecular function: methyltransferase activity. Bases 168 to 1208 code for a protein of 346 amino acids. Lineage: Eukaryota; Fungi; Kickxellomycota; Kickxellomycetes; Kickxellales; Kickxellaceae. The record is from RefSeq and is a predicted model, not a curated record. The transcript has a single exon.
GAGGCGAAGCUGAUGCAAAAAUACCAGGCUGCACAGGGAGCAAUGGCAGACUGGCAGCACGGAAGAGCCUACAAGCUUGACAAGGCCGGCGUUUUCUGAUGUAAAAUUUUUCCUUCUUUCUUCUCAUUCCUUUUGUGCAAUUUUCAGACCUCCCAAAAAAAAAAGCAAUGCCUCUCAGGGUAGCAGAGUUCUACAGCGGCAUCGGCGGCAUGCACUAUGCGCUCAAGGCGGCCAGCAUCGACAGCGAGGUGGUGCGCGCCUUCGACAUCAACCCGGUCGCCAACGACGUCUACAAGCACAACUUCCCCGAGAUCCGCAUCAUGCAGCGCAGUAUCGAGUCCCUGCCUAUGUCGCUGUUCGAGGGCCUGAAGUGCGAGCUCUGGACCAUGUCGCCGCCCUGCCAGCCGUACACCCGCCAGGGCCUGCAGAAGGGGUCCGAAGACGCGCGCGCCAAAAGCUUCCUGUUCAUCAUCGAGCUGCUGGAGCGCGUGCAGCGCAAGCCCACCUACCUGCUGGUCGAGAACGUCGCUGGGUUCGAAAAGUCGGAUACGCGCGCGAUCCUGCUCCGGCAGCUCACACGGCUGGGGUACAGGUUUGAAGAGUACCUGCUGAACCCGCUGCAGCUUUGCUAUCCAAACUCGCGCACCCGGUACUACCUGCUGGCCAAGCGCUGUGCCGAGCCGCGCGAGUGCGCCGAGGACGAGCAGUUUGAGCCCAGCUUUUUGCACGACGUGCCUGGCGCCGAUCUGAUCCAGCCGGCGGCUGAUGUCGAUGGACGGGUUGACUUUGACAAAGCCGUGUGGAACCACGACAAGGUGCGCAAGGUCAAGGAGUUCUUGGAGCCGCUGGAUGAGCAGACGCUGGAAUUGCACCGGAUCAGCGGCCGCACGCUCGAAAAGUACGCGUGGGUGUAUGACGUGGUGACCAAAGACAGUAGCCGCACAUGCUGCUUCACCAAGGGAUACAAGAACUACGCAGAGGGCACUGGAUCGAUCCUGCAGCUUGAAGGCGUGGUUGGCAAGGACCCGAUGACGGUGCAGAAUACGCGGUAUUUCACCGCCCGCGAAAUCGCCAACCUGAUGGGAUUCCCGCAAGAGUUUGCCUUUCCAGACUCCAGCACCAUCAAGCAGCGGUACCGGCUGCUCGGCAACAGCCUGAGCGUCAGCGUGGUUGCUGUACUGAUGGACUACCUUCUCCACCGUAUGUAGGAUAUGCCACGUCUCUUGCACAAUAUGAACAUG